AAGAGAAAGGGAGAAAGAAAUAAAUAAAUGUUGCUCGAUAUUCUCGAUAAUUAAAUAUAGAAAGAGAAAAUGCGCUGCGAAGCGAAUAGAAAAAUCUACGUGGAGUUCGGAGAAGUAGAAACGGGCGCCACAGCUGUCAAGUGGCUAGAGAUAGUCAACGAAAGUUGCAUUGAACAGAUUUACGAGGCCCGAAGAGACGCGACUACCAAUCCGCUGGACCACGUGUUCGAAUUAUGUGGCUACUCGUGGUCUCUGCUUCCCGGCCAGACAUACAAGUGCAAAAUAUACUAUCGACCGUUCGUGCCGUUCGCCGUAAACGUAGAUUACUUUAUGAUCGUGGACUCAGCUGGUGAACGCGCGGAGAUCCAAGUCCGUGGAACGUGCAUCGGUACGGAAUCUCUUUCAAUUAGCAGUCGUCGUUCAAGAAAAGGAUCUUUCAUUAAAGCCCGUUUGCCGAACUCCGCAAGCCCUCGACGAUGUAUUCUCGUUGGAGUAAAAAUGAUUGACCGUGCAGGACCCCUGAUCUCCUCGUCCGCCACGAGAUUAAUCAUGAUGUGCACGAGCGAGAAUCGCGAGGCGAAGAAACGGAUCAGACUCGUCAACGAUUCGAAAGCUACGGCGACUUUCAUGUUUGACGUCGAUCCGCUUCGGCGACCAUUCGAAGCAAAUCCACAGCACGGAUAUAUCGAGCCCCAUUCUCGCAAGUGCGUGACGAUUACCUUCGCGCCGCGGGAAGAUGGGAUCUACGCAUGCCACUUUCCGUGCUUAAUCCUGAAUCAUAAACCAAUUAUCAUAGAGUUAUACGGCUAUUGCUGCAAGGCGUUACGUAAAACGACCACACAGAGUCAAUUUAAUUAUCCUUCGAGAUUGAAGAAUGGCUUUGAAGGAUAUACCAGCGAUACUGUCGUCGCUACGCAAGAUCUACCUACGGUCUCUUCGUCGAAGAAUUGCAUUGACUUUGGUCAGGCCGAAGUGGAGGAGGAGGAAAACGCUGCGCGAAAAAUUCCGGAAACUCUGUGUCUCACUAAUCACAGCCAGUCCGACGUAUUAAUUAAAUGGGACCAAGAUGUUGAAGGAAUUUUUUCUAUAACACCUGCCGUCGCGAAGAUACCGGCAAGCCAGACGGCUUUAUUCGAAGUCGCGUUUAGUCCCAACCGAGGUAGCAGUUUUUUUACAAGGGACCUCGUCGGAGAUGUUUUUGUCGAGCAACAAAAAGACCGCUCUAGAAAAGAAACCCUGGAAUUUCCUACAAUCAUGUCCGUACGGCUAAUCGGUCACUCCUUCCCCGUUUGCUCCGACGGUUGGAUUCCUCAGUACGAGAUACCUCAUGUAGUUAAAAUGCCUCCUUGCAUACCCUCGUCGCCGACGUACGCCACAUUUUUAAUAAGAAAAUACGGACAUCUCCCAUUAAUGUACCAUUUUGUACCACCGGUAUCGAGCCACUUCGUCGUGAAGCCAAUGAUGGGAAUAAUUCAUCAAGAUUAUCAGAUCAUUGUAGUCGGUAUGUUACCCGGUACUGACGACGAACGCGUUUAUAUGGAACGUUGGGCGAUACGAUUCAAUGGAAAUUCCAAGUCGGAAUGUUUCAUAGAUUUUCAGGGAUACACAGAAUACGCGAAUGUCAAUUUUAGCGAUCGGAAUAUCGUGUGCUUCGCGCCGACAUUUCCAGGCUGUCAAAGUCAACAACAGUUCUGUAUGCGAAAUAUCACUCGACACACAAUACAAUAUGAAUUUAUUAACGUGGUGCCGGAACUUCAGAUGCGAAAUGGAAAUGGCAAAAUUUGCUCGAAUGGUACUGUUAUUCAUGAGUGGUUAUUCUGCCCUGCAAUACUUGGAGACUACGAAUUUAACAUAAAUUGUGUAUUGGUCGUACUGAGAGACGGAACUCCCGUCGGGCCUAGCGUCUGUGUAACAUUGCAUGUAACAGGAAGAUGCGAAUUUGGCUUUCUUGUGGUAAAUUUAAAAAAUAAUUUCAAUGCUGGAUCCUGUUAUGUUCUCCAGUCAGCGCCGGAUGAAUUAAAUUUCGGAAUUCAAGCGUACAAAGAUACAAGAGAAUUAAGUUUCCACGUAUUUAACUCGAGCCCCGUAAAUAUCUAUUAUAAAAUGAUGUGUAGUCAUUGCGACUGGCCAAUCGGAAAUAUAGAGCAUGAUGUAAAAAUACAUCCGAUCGCAGAUACCGUUUUUGCCGGAAAAGAUAAAAUCAUUACUGUUUCUAUCACGCCUACUGCGACGGGAUGUUACGAAUUUUUCGUUCAAUAUUUUGUGAGAAUGAGUUCUGAUACAGACACAUUGAUUCCAAGUCAGAAACCGAGGAAUAUCUGUAAAGUGUGCUGUUUAUGUAUAUUGCCUACUUUGAAGGUAAAACGCAAAUAUUUUCCUUUGGAAACUGAUGAAAAUGAAUACUCGCAAGUGUGUGCAUACAUUUCUAGGCUUAAUAUGUUACUUAGAGAUUUGCAACCGGAAAUGUCACAAACACUGCACAUAAACUUCCCGGUAAUGGUUUUACAAAAGAGUCCGGUUACCGUAAAAUUGCUUCUAACAAACGCAGCUGCAGUGAUUGCUUCAUGGAAUAUUAAAAGAGUGCAGCUCUGUUCUUGUCGGCCGAUUGCAAAAACCCAAGGCUUCAAAUUUCAACGUGCAAAGUACGAUUGCUUGCAUAGGAAAGUGUGUUCUGUACAGCCAAAAACGGGAAAUCUGAAACCAGGAGAAGAAGCCUGGAUAACUCUAGAGCUGCGUUACAUAUUAUUAGGAAAAACCGAGGCAAAGUGGGACUUGGACCUUGGAGAUAAUCGUCAUAUUUUUUUCAUUAUAAUGAUUGAAUGUUUAUCUGAUUCUGAUAAUAAGCUCCACCUUUUACACGGCACGCAUUUUAAGUUCCAGCCUGUUUUCUUUGGAGAGAAGGAUCCUAUCUAUCAGGUUGUUUUUAGUUGCAUUUAAAGAUAGAUAACGUCCAUGAAAAUUUUUCAGGUAGAAAUUUUUCAGGUGUGUUGGGUGCAUAAUGGUACGAAUAAUAGCAUUCCGUUUUCCAUAAGCCUGAAAGCAAUGCGCGAAAUAAAUCAGGAAUAUUGCUAUAAGGUUUUUUCCUGCGCGAUUCCACACGUAAUCGCGAAUCCACACACUUCUGUCCCGAUUCUUUUAAAAUUUCAGCCAAGGCAAUUCGGCAUAUUUAAAGGGAAGUUGCGUUUGACUCUGGGUGACGAAGAGGAAGAACUGACAGUCGUAGGUGAAUCCUCCUUGCCACAUAAACCAACAAUUAGAGAAUAUGUGCCAUGCGAACGUAACUUCGAGGAUGAUGAAAAUAUUCCUGUAUACUUUAGUACUGACUGCAUAAAUAUUUCGCACAUCGCUACACACAGCCAUGUAGUUAAAAUGGUUAUGAUGCACAAUAAUUUGGUGCAAGAUGUACUCGCCUACGAAUGGAAAAGACGUGAGAUAUCUGAAAUAAUUCACGUGGAGAUUUUUCCGCGAAAAGGCUUGAUAAAGCCAAUGUCCGUUAAAAGCUUUCGUGUAACUAUAUACACGAAAGGAUACCCUUGCAUAAUUGAUAUUGAUAUACCUUGCGAGUUUAUUAAUGCCAGCCAAAGGCGGGUCUAUCAACGAAGUGUGUAUAUUCAUGAAGGCUUAUCCCAGGAACUGGAAGGGCAGUUUACUAUCACAGAAAAAGGCAUCAGCGUUCCAGAAUUACCGGUAAAAAUAGAAUUAGAAAAACCUCAGCCGUUUUACAAAAUCAUAACGAUUCAAUGUUCGGUAUAUAGUGUGGAAGAUAAAUUUCUGAAAGUUAGCCUAAUGAAAGAGCUAACAAGUGCACCGCCGAAAGGAAUAUGCCUUGAGGAAGAAAAUGAGAAAAUGAUGACAUUCGAAAAAGAAGAUAUUAGUCGGUCUUCGUUCAUUAUAGAAGGUCUACUGUGGUUACAUUUUAGGGAAAUAGUCAAUAGUAAAUUGUUCAAAGACCUAAUGCAAGAUAUUUUACGGGAAGAAUCGAACUUAUUUUACUCGCAAUUCAGAAUGAGUUUGCGCGAAAGAAAAAGAUUGAUACAGAGAUCGUACAUUUCACCACCGCGAGCGUUAAUUAAUCGUAUAUUUGAAGAGAUGUUAUUCGUCAUAAUGCACGAAGAAUUCGCUUUGAAGACAGCCCAUUUAGUUCACCAUACAGAUGUCAGACACACAGACUACUUGAACAUGGUACCCAGCGUGAGCAGGAAAAAGACAAUCAGACGAGAAACGUGGUUGUUACAUCAAGACAGACAUCCCUCCUUGGUGCCAGAAUUAGUACCUUCAUCCAGAAUAUCCUUCGCCGUGUAA
This is a messenger RNA of Temnothorax curvispinosus, 4302 nucleotides long. RefSeq names its product cilia- and flagella-associated protein 65. NCBI's taxonomy places the organism in Eukaryota, Metazoa, Arthropoda, Insecta, Hymenoptera, Formicidae. The record is from RefSeq and is a predicted model, not a curated record.